CUUCAGCUUCUGUUUGUGAAAAUGUUAAAAAUUUCUCAACAAAUAUUCCUUUAACUGUCUUAACCUUUAACUAAAGCUUCCCAAGACAUAUUUGCUAGAACGUUUCUACACCGUCGUCUCUGUUUUUUUCGUCUGAAUCAUUUUUACGUUUUGAUUGAUGAGUAAUUUCUAUUCUUCAAAGACUUUUUUUGAGACAGACUACAUCUGUAAAUGCCGCAAGAAUCAGCAUUGAAAAUAAUUCUUUUGAAGUUUAUAGCAAAGUGAUAUGGUGUUGUCAUGGACUCUGCAAAAGAUAUAAGCAAAAAGAUACGAAGUGCCAUAAAGGCCAAGUUGGUAGAGUUAGGAGCAUAUGUUGAUGAUGAGUUGCCAGACUAUAUUAUGGUUAUGGUGGCCAACAAAAAGACCCAAAAUCAGAUGACAGACGAUUUGAGCCUGUUUCUAGGACUUAAUACAGAAAAAUUUACAUCCUGGCUUCAUGGAUUGUUGGUUAAACUACAGACUUUAAGUUCAGAACAACAAAAAGUUAAAGAAAAACUGACAGAAGAAAGCAGAGAUGAGGAAGAGACGGAAACAACAGGGAAACAAUCAUCACCUGACAAACCAGAAAAACUUAUGAAACCUCCAUCAGAAAAAAAUGUUGGAAAAAAGACAGCUGUUAAAAGAAAAAGUUCUGAGGGCAAACCUAAAAUUGGCAUCAAGGAAUCAGGAAGUAAAACCGUGGAUUCUAACCUUUUAGAAAAUGAAAGUAACAGUAAACCUGCUCCAACUUCUAAACUAAAAGAUGAAGAAUAUGUAUCAGAACUCCUGGAAUCAGUAGAAACUGAUGAAUUUAGUGAAGAAUUUAUUAAAGAACAGGAGCCAAGACUUGUAGGGACCAAAGCAGUAAAAGCUGUAGCACCAACAACUGCCACAAAUGUUCAGACUGUUCUGGUAGCUCCACAAAUGACUGGUUCUAAGGUCAUGAUACCCACCAGAGAUCUGUCAUAUCCACAGCAAUCAAAGAAAAAAGUUGUCUCAAAGAAAGUAAAAACAGUGAUUAAAAGAAAAGCUGAUUCUGGUACUGUAAAAUCAGGAGUUCCUGGUAGUGCUAAGAAGAAACCAUCUUCAAUUGUGGGAACAGUUAAACAACAAUUCACAGAACUGCCUGAUGAAGAGUAUGACCCACUCAAUCCUUCCUUUGGUAAAGUGGCCAGUUCUGUUAAAGUCUCAAGAAGGAGAAGACUGACGAUACCUCCAGCAUUACAAGCCAACAAAGCACUGAUACUGAAGGCCACAGCUGAAGCUGAGAAGUCUGUUAGUUCUACUUUACAAAAUGUUCUCAAAGAGGAGAAGCUAUACAGUGCUAGAGGAAAAGCCCUUGUAAGACCUGUACAGCGAAAGGCACCAGAGUUACCAGAGUUAAGGCACCCAAAGAUUCGUCCAAACCUUGAAUUAAUAUCCAAAUCAAAACGUGAAGAAAUGAUGAGGAACAUGACAUAUACAAUAGCAAACGAAGAGUCCCCAGAAUCUCCUGAAUCUGACGAACCAGAAAAUAUGAAAAUUGUCAUUCAAAAUAAAUUAAAGACUGGUAAAGUACUCCAGAAUGCUAAUCAAGAGAAAGUGACAUACACAGUUGUCAAUCAACCACGGAAAUCACAGCAAGAGGAAUUGGUUUAUAGUGUUGACAAAAGACCUUCAACAAGGAUGCAAUACAUAUCUCAGGCUGAGCCAGUUCAGUAUGCUAUAAGACAGAUGCCACAAAGAGUACAGGUGUUGCCCUCUGGGUAUGUUGCUACUAGUCAACCACAGAAUGUUCAGUACUUAACACAGCUUCCUUCAGGGCAAAUGGCAUAUACUGAUACCACUGAACCACAGUUUAUUCAAUAUGUAAAGGUAGAACGACAACAAAUGGAGAUGGAACCAGUUCAACACUCAUUUCAGAGUGAUAAUAGAAGGAUUCAGCAUGUUGCCAGAGUUCAGCCUGUAAUGGACAGUAGAUUAGUAAAGAGGAAAUCAUUUGAUGAAGAAAUUAAGGAUGAGGUGGACAAAGAAGAGGAAGAGGAAACAUCUGACGAAGAAGAAGAAGAGGCAGAAAUGCUUCCAGAUGUUGAUGACACCGAUGAGACAAGUAAUGAAGGUCAAAUGGUAGCAGGAAGUUCUGAUGCUGAAGGUCAAGAGGUCAUACAAGAUGAGGUAAAAGAGGAAGAGGAGGUGGAGGAUGUAGACAGCCUCAGUCUUGAAGGUGAAGAAAAGACACCAGAACCAAGUCCUGAACCUGUUAUAGAAGAACAAAAGCCUGUCCCAUCAAAGAGAUUGAUCAGGGAAAGACAACCCAAACAAUCUAAACCAAAACCUGCUCAAAUAAAUCCUAGAUUCAUUGUGACAUUAGAUGGCAUAGAUCCCUCGACAUUCAGAACUGGUUCCAUGUUUGAUGAAGACACACCAAAAAGAGAAAUACCAGUUGUAUCAAAGAUCACACCCCCAUCUAUAACUCCAAUAAAGUUUGAUCUGAGAGACACUGAUGAUGAAGAAGAAGAAGAAGAUCUAGAGACAACUGAAGAAUCCCCAUCAAAGAAAUCCAAAAUGACAGAAAAAUGUAAAUUCUGGCCAGCUUGUUCUGCUGGAAAUUCUUGUUCCUACCAUCAUCCUUCAGUCUCAUGCAAAAUGUUUCCUAAUUGUAAGUUUGCUGAUAAAUGUCUGUACAUUCAUCCAAACUGUAAAUUUGAUGCCAAGUGUACAAAGAAAGAUUGUCCAUUUACACAUGCCAGUAAGAGAGGUACUGCUCCAACAGUUAUAAAGCAAUAUAUACCCAUGCCUGUACAUACACCUCCACUAUAUAAUAAUAAACCACAGGGCAAGAUUGUAUGCAGAUUUGGAGUGACCUGCCAAAAUUUAUAUUGCCCAUUUCAGCACCCUACAAACUGUAGAUAUGGAGCUAGCUGUGCCAAUAUAGCAUCCUGUCCUUUCACACAUCCAACAACCACCCAGUUUACAAAUCCAGCAGCCACCCAGCUUACACAUCCAGCAGCUACCCAGUUCAGACAUUCAGCAGUCACCCAGUCAAAAGACAAAUACUCAUGGACAGCUAAUAAAAACGUAGAUAAUAAUAACAACAACAGGAAAAACCAGAAUCAUACAACAGACUUCCAGAGAACUCAUACUGUCAAAUUUGUUCCCAGACUGGCAGUUUAUGACGAGCAAAAUCUCGUACUUACUAUAAAAAAUAAGUGCCAGAAAGGCAGAUUUCAGAACAACAAAGACUUCAACAACAACUACAGUUAUUAAACCAUCAUGAUGAAGAUAGAAUGCUAUUACAUGGAAUUCCUUCAGCACUUGGUGCUUAACAUUGUGAUGAAGUAAAUCUAGUCAGCAUCAUGUGACUGCUAAUCAAUUUUGCAUUGGACAAUGUUAUCAGGACAAUGGUUGUGUCAUUUGAAUGACAAAAGUAUGAUUUGUGGAGACAUGGGCAAUUGUUUACAUUUUAUGUGGGAUUGAAGCGAAAAAAAUUGUCAUGUUCUACUUAUGUGGUUGGCAUUGUAAAUUGGAAGUCUUUGAAAUGAAAUGCCAUUUUGGUAUUGAUGAAAUACUAUAAUUCAUGGUUGUUAUAUAUAAAUUUAUUCUGUAUUAAAAGUAGGCAGUUUCCUAAGAUCCUUGUUUGACCAAACAUUAAUAUUUUCCUAAUAUUCUGACUCGCAAAUUUGUGUCAAAAAUAUUUAAUUUUUACCCUUUUUGAUAGAAGAAAUCUAAUUUAUGCUAUCACUCAACAAGAAAUCAUUACACAAUUUAAAAUUCCUCAGUUUAAAUUUUGCACAUAUAUAUCAAUUAUCAGUAUACAAAAAAAUACCUCAUUUCGCAAUCUUUCAAUUUUUAGUUCAAAUAUGGCCUUGGCACAUUAUACUUUCUUUAAAUAUAAGGAUAGAAAGGGAAAGUGUUUUUGUUUGUUUUUUAUUAAUGUUUUGUUAACUUAUAAAGUGAGGAAAGAACACUUUUAUCUUUGUUUAAUUUUAAGUUUUUUACUUAGUAAGACAGAGUAUCGUCAUAGUAAAGAAGUUUUAGAUUAACUUUUGAUUUACAGUAAUAUUGUUUUUAUAAGCUAGAAAAAAAACUUUUGUUAUUUUUGUUAAUUGUAAAAAUAUUGUGAUAAAAAUGUGUAAUUUGUUAUUAUCAUGCAAAUGUAACCUGCUACUUAGCAGUUGAAUAUUGUUAGAGAUACAAUCAAUUUCAAAUGUUUUUGUUUAACAAAAACUAACAGUUGGAAUAAAAGGUUAAAAAAGUAAACAGA
Messenger RNA from Mytilus trossulus (common blue mussel), 4261 nucleotides. Its product is annotated as zinc finger CCCH domain-containing protein 14-like. NCBI's taxonomy places the organism in Eukaryota, Metazoa, Mollusca, Bivalvia, Mytilida, Mytilidae. Gene Ontology annotation, molecular function: poly(A) binding. The coding region runs from base 277 to 3264 and encodes 995 amino acids. The record is from RefSeq and is a predicted model, not a curated record. Gene Ontology annotation, cellular component: cytoplasm; nucleus. The transcript is spliced from 17 exons. Gene Ontology annotation, biological process: regulation of mRNA stability.